This is a messenger RNA of Lactuca saligna, 537 nucleotides long. The record is from the annotation of a GenBank genome assembly. NCBI's taxonomy places the organism in Eukaryota, Viridiplantae, Streptophyta, Magnoliopsida, Asterales, Asteraceae.
AUGAUGUUGAAUGUAAAAUCACACCAGAAUCUUACCCUUGAUCUUGACUCUUCUCAAUACACUGAAGCCCUACGUCUAAGGAUUGAGUGCAUGCGUUUCUCGCCACUAGCUCAAGCUUUGACCGUGGCAGAAUGUGUUCCCUUGGUUCAUCUUUCCAAGGCGUAUUUCGCCACCAACUACAGUCAAACUGAUGGGGUUAUCACAUUUGAGGUCGCUCCACACAAGACUUCGAAUUCAAAAGCUCGUUUCUGCAGAUGCUUAAGGUUUACUGCUAAAGAUGGGGUUGUCGAUCCAGACUUGAUUUCUUCUUCUGCACUUAUCGAUAUGUUCUACCAGAUGGGAUAUAUUGGGAAUAUCUCUCUUUUUUCGAAGUUUAGGAAGACCAAUCUACCCCCAAUGUGGAAUGAGUUGUUCACUCUCUUUUUCAAAAGUUUAUCUGGGAGGGUUUUCGGGUCUGAUAGUGCAAGUAUUUUAUUUUGCACUAUAAUCUAUGGUCUAUAUACUAGAGUAAACUUGGAUUAUGGGGAUAUUCUCUAG